UCCAUCUUCCACUGCUGCUGGAUCCCAACCAGCAAACAAAAAAAAUAUAAAAGCUUCUGGAUCCGCGACAAUGACCUGAAAACCCUCCAAUCAUAUCCUCUUUCUCUCCUCUUCCAUCUUUCUUUGAUUAUUUCCCCCCUCUCUCUCUACCUGCCUUAUUCUCUCCCCUUCCAUCCAGAUUCCCAUCCACUUCUUCCCCUCUCUUUCCCUCAGCGCUUGUUUUAGGCAAAGUUUCAGCUCACUUUCUAUGGCUGAUAUGCUGUCGAAUAUGAAGGAGAAGAAGAGUGUGCUGGAGAUGGCCAUCUGGUCGGCCAAAACCGCCUUCCUCCUGAUCGGCUUCGGCUUCGCGGUUGUCUUCGCCGUUGUCCCCUCCCUCGACCUUUUUCGCUCCUCCCAAAGAAGCCUCUUGAUCACCGUCCAGCUCAUCAUCGUCGCCAUAUGGAAGCUCUCCAAUGCCAGGCCCCGUGGCAACCAACCUCAAAACCACGACAACAACCCUCUCGCGCCUCCUCCUGACUCGCCAGAGACCUGGUACGACGUCCCUUCCUCCCCCACCACCACCACUUCGCCAGAAUCCAAGUCCUCGCUGUCGCCGCCGGCGGAACCUGUCAUCCCACCCCAGAUCGUGGAAGAAGAGGCGGCGUCGAGCGCCGAUGAUGAAAACGAUUCAAUGGAUGAAACAUGGAGGGGAAUCAUGGAGGGCGGCGGGCUACCCGCAAAGCCGGUGUUGAAGAAGAGCCAAACGUGGGAGAGGUGCAAGGAAGUCGAGGCUGUAGGAGAGAAAGCGGUGGGGAGGAGGGAGAUGAGGAAGUCGGAGACGUUCAAGGAGAAGGCGAAGGUCAUAGUGGAGGAGGGGUGGAGGAGGAGGGAUGUGCUUGUGGUUAGUCAGGACGAGCUGUUCCGGCGCGUAGAGACCUUUAUCAACAAGCACCACGAGAAUCUCCGGCUCCAGCGGCAGCAGUCGGAGCAGCGCCGGUUCUUGGAGAAGCUUCGCCGCAGCUACUAGCUCGUGCAUUGUUAAUGUUGGAGAUGCGUGGAAUUUAGUGCCAGCCAUGGUGGUGGAUUCGUGUAGAAUGGUGGGGAGGGUGGAUCAAUGGGUAGUUUGUCUUUUGCUUUUCUUCCUUAUAUGUCAAGCUUAAAGCUCCAUAAAUUUUCUCAGUUACAGGGUUGAGGUGUAAGUAGGCAUAUGCUGCGUAUAAUGGUGCACGUAUGGAGCUGUAUUUGUGGAUAUAGCAGGUGUGAUCAUAGUUGUGGGAAGUAUCAAUAUGUAAGAAUGCCUAAUAAGGUCAUUAAUUUUCUCUUUGUGAUCCAA
Molecule: messenger RNA, 1312 nt
Organism: Phoenix dactylifera (date palm)
Lineage: Eukaryota; Viridiplantae; Streptophyta; Magnoliopsida; Arecales; Arecaceae
Source: RefSeq, a predicted model, not a curated record